Molecule: messenger RNA, 4724 nt
Organism: Podarcis muralis (Common wall lizard)
Lineage: Eukaryota; Metazoa; Chordata; Lepidosauria; Squamata; Lacertidae
Source: RefSeq, a predicted model, not a curated record
UUCCUCCUGAGUCAGGCGGAGGAGAGGAAGCAGGUGGAGAAGCAGGAAAAUGAUCUGGUUGCGGAAAUGGACUCCAAUUACUCUGAGGCAGAGAGGACUCCAUUGGACACCAGAGAGAGUUCACUAUGUGAAAGAAGAAUGUCAACAAGACCUCCUCACCCGUCUUUUCCUGGUGGUGGAGAGGAAGCAGCAGCUGCAGAAGCAGAUCAGGGUCCUCUGUGCUUUGAAGAUGUAGCUGUGCAUUUCACGGAGGAGGAGUGGGCGUUGUUGGAUCCUGACCAGAGAGCUUUGCAUAAGGAAGUCAUGGAGGAGAAUCGUAGGAUCAUGUCCUCCCUUGGUGAGGUUGAAUUGGCAAUGAAGAACAAGGGAGAACAUGACAAAAUCCACACAGUAGAGAAACCACAUGAAUAUUUGGAGUGUGGAGAGAGCUCCAUCUCCCUUUCCACUUCCUAUCAAACAAAUCUUAUUGGGAUGAAACCAUAUCAGUGUUUGGAAUGUGGAAAGAGUUUCACCCGGAAGGAAAGUCUCACUGCCCAUCAGAGAAUUCAUACACUGGAGAAACCAUUUCACUGUCAAGAGUGUGGAAAGAGCUUCAGAUGGAAGUCAAAUCUCACUUCCCAUCAAAGAAUUCAUAUGGGGGAGAAACCAUUUCAGUGUUUGGAUUGUAGAAAGAGCUUUACCCACAAGAAAAUUCUCAUUUCCCAUCUAAGAGUACAUACAGGGGAGAAACCCUAUCAGUGUUUGGAAUGUGGAAAUAGCUUUAGUCACAGCGCCUCUCUCAAUUUACAUCGAAGAAUUCAUACAGGGCAGAAGCCAUAUCAGUGCUUAAAAUGUGGAAAGAGAUUCGGUCGGAGGUCCACACUCGCCAACCAUCAAAUAACUCAUACAGGGGAGAAACCCUAUCAGUGCUUGAAAUGUGGAAAGAGCUUCACCCAGAAGGAAAGUCUCACUGCUCAUCAGAGAAUUCAUACACUGGAGAAACCAUUUCAAUGUAAAGAGUGUGGAAGGAACUUCAGUUGGAAGGCAAGUCUCACUGCCCAUGAAAGAAUUCAUACAGGGGAGAAACCAUAUCAAUGUUUGGAAUGCGGAAAGAACUUCAGUCAUAGCUCCCAUCUCGCUUCCCAUCAAAGAAUUCAUACAGGGGAGAAACCAUAUCAAUGUUUGGAAUGUGGAAAGAGCUUCAGUCAGAGCUCCCAACUCACUUCCCAUCAAAGAAUCCAUGCAGCGGAGAAACCAUAUCAGUGCUUGGAAUGUGGAAAGAGCUUCAGUCGAAAGGACAAUCUCACUUCCCAUCAAAGAAUCCAUACAGGGGAGAAAUUGUAUCAGUGCUUGGAAUGUGGAAAGAGCUUCAGUCACAGCAACCAUCUCACUUCCCAUCAAAGAAUUCAUACAGGGGAGAAACCCUAUAAAUGUCUUGAAUGUGGAAAGAGCUUCAGAAAAAGCGUUCAUCUCACUUUCCAUCAAAGAAUUCAUACAGGACAGAAACCAUAUCAGUGCAUGGAAUGUGGAAAGAGCUUCAGUAGAAAGGACCAUCUCACUUGCCAUCAAAAAAUUCAUACAACGGAGAAACCAUAUCAAUGCUUGGAAUGUGGAAAGAGCUUCACUGAAUGUGCAAGUCUCACUGCCCAUGAAAGAAUUCAUACAGGGGAGAAACCACAUCAGUGCUUGGAAUGUGGAAAGAACUUCUCCCGCAAGGAAAGUCUCAUUUUCCAUCUAAUAAUUCAUACAGGGGAGAAACCCUAUCAGUGUUUGGAAUGUGGAAAGAGCUUCAGUCAAAGGGGCAAUCUCAUGUUCCAUCAAAGAAUCCAUACAGGGGAGAAACCCUAUGAAUGUUUGGAAUGUGGCAAGAGCUUCACCCACAAGCAAAGCCUCAAUUCCCAUCAAAGUAUUCAUACAGGGGAGAAGCCGUAUCAGUGCCUAGAAUGUGGAAAGAGAUUCGGUCGGAGAUCCUACCUCACUUCCCAUCAAAGACUUCAUACAGGAGAGAAACCAUAUCAGUGCUUGGAAUGUGGAAAGAGCUUCAAUCAGAGCUCUGGUCUCACAUCCCAUCAAAGAAUUCAUACAGGGGAGAAAUGUUUUCAAUGCUUCAAAUGUGGAAAGAGCUUCAUUCACAAGGCUAGUCUCACUUCCCAUCAAAGAAUUCAUACAGGGGAGAAACCAUAUCAAUGCUUCGAAUGUGGAAAGAACUUCAGAAAAGGUGUCCAUCUGACUUUCCAUAAAAGAAUUCAUACAGGGGAAAAACCAUAUCACUGCUUGGAUUGUGGAAAGAGCUUCAGUAGAAAGGACAAUCUCACUUCCCAUCAAAGAAUCCAUACAGGGGAGAAAUUGUAUCACUGCUUGGAUUGUGGAAAGAGCUUCAGCAGAAAGGACCAUCUCACUUCCCAUCAAAGAAUUCAUAUGGGGAGAAACCCAUAUCAGUGUUUGGAAUGUGGAAAGAAAUUCAGUCAGAGCUCCAAUCUCACUUCCCACCAAAGAAUUCAUACCGGGGAGAAACCAUAUCAGUGUUUGGAAUGUGGAAAGAGAUUCAGUCAGAGCUCCAAUCUCACUUCCCACCAAAGAAUUCAUACUGGGGACAAACCCUAUCAAUGUUUGGAAUGUGGAAAGAGAUUCAGUCAUAGCUCCGGUCUCACUUCCCAUCAAAGAAUUCAUACAGGGGAGAAACCCUAUCAGUGUUUGGAAUGUGGAAAGAGCUUCAGUCAAAGCUCCAGUCUCACUUCCCAUCAAAGAAUUCAUACAGGGGAGAAACCCUAUCAGUGCUUCGAAUGUGGAAAGAGCUUUAGUCACAUGGCCAUUCUCACUUCCCAUCAAAGAAUUCAUACAGGGGAGAAACCUUAUCAAUGCUUCGAAUGUGGAAAUAGCUUCAGAAAAAGCAUCCAUCUCACGGUCCAUCUAAGAAUUCAUUCAGGGCAGAAACCAUAUCAGUGCUUGGAAUGCGGAAAGAGCUUCGGUACAAAGAAUCAUCUGACUAUCCAUCAAAGAAUUCAUACAGGGGAGAAACCCUAUCAAUGCUUUGAAUGUGGAAAGAGCUUCAUUCACAAGGUCAGUCUCACUUCCCAUCAAAGAAUCCAUACAGGGGAGAAACCCUAUCAGUGUCUGGAAUGUGGAAAGAUCUUCAGUCACAGUGGCUCUCUCAGUUUACAUCAAAGAAUUCAUACAGGGCAAAAGCCAUAUCUGUGCUUAAAAUGUGGAAAGAGAUUCGAUCGGAGCUCCACUCUCACCAACCAUCAAAUAACUCAUACAGGGGAGAAAUCAUAUCAGUGCUUGGAAUGUGGAAAGAGCUUCACCCAGAAGCAAAGUCUCACUGCCCAUCAGAGAAUUCAUACACUGGAGAAACCAUUUCAAUGUCAAGAGUGUGGAAAGAGCUUCAGUUGGAAGGAAAGUCUCAAUUCCCAUCAAAGAAUUCAUACAGGGGAGAAACCAUAUCAAUGUUUGGAAUGUGGAAAGAACUUCAAUCAUAGCUCCAAUCUCACCUCCCAUCAAAGAACCCAUGCAGGGGAGAAACCCUAUAAGUGUCUGGAAUGUGGAAAGUGCUUCAGUCGGAAGGACAAUCUCACUUCCCAUCAAAGACUUCAUACAGGGGAGAAACCAUAUCAGUGCUUGGAGUGUGGAAAGAGCUUCAGUCGAAAGGACAAUCUCACUUCCCAUAAAAAAAUCCAUACAGGGGAGAAACCAUAUCAGUGCUUGGAGUGUGGAAAGAGCUUCAGUCGAAAGGACAAUCUCACUUCCCAUCAAAGAAUCCAUACAGGGGAGAAACCAUAACCAUUUUCUCUCACAUCCGUGGAGUGCACCCUCAAUGCCCAGUAUUUAUUUAAACCACAUACCCACAUCUGGAGAUGCAAGUCAUUGGCCAAGGUGUUGAAUUACCUUCCUCACCUCACAUCUGGGAAGAGUUAACAAGGAUUUGGCAACACUGAGGACCUUGCCCUCGAUGCUGAGCUUUCUUUUGAAGAUGUUGACAAGCUUGUCACAUACUUCCACUUCAAGUGCAUCAAAGCUGCAAAUCUGUGGUGCUCCUGAAUGCUAUUGCCACACACUGGACAUCUGCCAGAAAAGCCACAAGUUUCAGUCCUUCCUCUGGGAGAGGUGAGGCGGAGGAGUCCCUGGCUUCUGUCCUCCCUCUAUCACAAGCACAUUUCAGAGCAAAGAACGGUAUCCACGAGAAAGACGAGGGUUCUCUGCUCAUCCUACCUCAAAGUUGGUUGGGAUCCUGACCAAGUACAGUUUCUCUGCUUCAGCCAACUCCAGUUCUCAUCCGUAGACAUCCAAAGCAUGGAAGAAGGCUUAGAUUGAGCUGAGACUCCAAACAACACAGCUCACCCCGCGGCAGCAUCUGAGACUCUUUUCCACGCCAGGUGGACAGACGCUCUGCCAGAUCUUGACCAGUGGGACAUUUUUGUCAGUGCCUCGCAUAUAUUCCUCAAACAGGUGACCCUGCUCUACCGGUAUUUCCUCCUCAUUGUUAACUGAGACUCUGCUGGAUGAGGGAUUUUUGAGACCACGCUGGGUGCCCAUGUCUCCAGCCCAGGCCUUGCAACCCUCUUCACACGAGGCCUUGUGCCCCACAGGUUGUCAGGUAUCACGUCCCCAAUACGUCUUGCCCUUCUUUUCAAGAUUUGGAAACCAUUUCGUCCAGCAUGUGACACUUGUUUAUGUGUAUCCUGCAGCCCUUCCCCUCAGCUAUUACUGAAUACAAAUGUCUCUGUAUUAAAAUAUAUUGCAAAAUC